Molecule: messenger RNA, 1893 nt
Organism: Procambarus clarkii (red swamp crayfish)
Lineage: Eukaryota; Metazoa; Arthropoda; Malacostraca; Decapoda; Cambaridae
Source: RefSeq, a predicted model, not a curated record
AUGGGUCUUGAUACUCCCACAACCAGAGGUCAUCCACAACGACCUCUGUCUAACCAAGGCAGGAAACCACAGCCAUCUGCCAACGUCACACAACCACCAAUAGAUGGCGUUGCCCCUGUAGCAUCCAAUAUCAGGGGAGGGCGGACAACAACGAGCGCUCACGAGCGACCACGAGUAACAACGAGCAACAACGAGCGCCCACGAGCAACAACGAGCGCUCACGAGCGACCACGAGCAACAACUAACUCCCACGAGCAACAACGAGCGCUCACGAGCGACCACGAGCAACAACGAGCGCUCACGAGCAACAUCGAGCAACGACGAGCGCCCACGAGCAACAACGAGCGCCCACGAGCAACAACGAGCGCCCACGAGCAACAACGAGCGCCCACGAGCAACAACGAGCAACAACGAGCGCCCACGAGCAACAACGAGCGCCCACGAGCAACAACGAGCGCCCACGAGCAACAACGAACUCCCACGAGCCACAACGAGCAACAACGAGCGACCACGAGCUCUCACGAGCGAUCACGAGCAACAACGAGCGCCCACGAACAACAACGAACUCCCACGAGCCCCCACGAGCAACAACGAGCGCCCACGAGCAACAACGAGCGCCCACGAGCAACAACGAGCGCCCACGAGCAACAACGAGCGCUCACGAGCGACCACGAGCAACAACGAGCAACAACGAGCGCUCACGAGCGACCACGAGCAACAACUAACUCCCACGAGCAACAACGAGCGCUCACGAGCGACCACGAGCAACAACGAGCAACAACGAGCGACCACGAGCAACAACUAACUCCCACGAGCAACAACGAGCGCUCACGAGCGACCACGAGCAACAACGAGCGCUCACGAGCAACAACGAGCAACGACGAGCGCCCACGAGCAACAACGAACGCCCACGAGCAACAACGAGCGCCCACGAGCAACAACGAGCAACAACGAGCGACCACAAGCAACCACAAGCUCUCACGAGCGACCACGAGCUACAACAAGCAGCAACGAGCGCCCACGAGCAACAACGAGCGCCCACGAGCACAACGAGCGCCCACGAGCAACAACGAGCGCCCACGAGCAACAACGAGCAACAACGAGCGACCACAAGCAACCACAAGCUCUCACGAGCGACCACGAGCUACAACAAGCAGCAACGAGCGCCCACGAGCAACAACGAGCGCCCACGAGCAACAACGAGCGCCCACGAGCAACAACGAGCGCCCACGAGCAACAACGAGCAACAACGAGCGCCCACGAGCAACAACGAGCGCUCACGAGCGACCACGAGCAACAACGAGCGCUCACGAGCAACAACGAGCAACGACGAGCGCCCACGAGCAACAACGAACGCCCACGAGCAACAACGAGCGCCCACGAGCAACAACGAGCAACAACGAGCGACCACAAGCAACCACAAGCUCUCACGAGCGACCACGAGCUACAACAAGCAGCAACGAGCGCCCACGAGCAACAACGAGCGCCCACGAGCAACAACGAGCGCCCACGAGCAACAACGAGCGCCCACGAGCAACAACGAGCGCCCACGAGCAACAACGAGCGCCCACGUGCAACAACGAACUCCUACGAGCAACAACGAGCGACCACGAGCUCUCACGAGCGAUCACGAGCAACAACGAGCGCCCACGAACAACAACGAACUCCCACGAGCCCCCACGAGCAACAACGAGCGACCACGAACAACAACGAGCUCUCACGAGCGGACACGAGCAACAACGAGCGACCACGAGCGCCUACGAGCAACAACGAGCAACAACGAGCGACCACGAGCAACAACGAGUUCUCACGAGCGACCACGAGCAACAACGAGCGCUCACGAGCUCCCACGAGCUCCCACGAGCAACAACGAGCGCCCACGAGCAACAAUAA